Guyanagaster necrorhizus is the source of this 834-nucleotide messenger RNA. RefSeq lists its product as uncharacterized. The coding region runs from base 207 to 656 and encodes 149 amino acids. The record is from RefSeq and is a predicted model, not a curated record. NCBI's taxonomy places the organism in Eukaryota, Fungi, Basidiomycota, Agaricomycetes, Agaricales, Physalacriaceae. The transcript is spliced from 3 exons.
ACAGCCGAUGACUCCUGGAUGAAGGGGCUUUCCUCGUGCUCCGUCCACUGUCCAGCUGUAUACCUCACCUUGAAUUAUGCACCGCCGGCCACUACUUGUGUACAUUUGCGAAACGCCAUACCAGCCAUGAAAGCCAGCAAUGCCUAGGACGCGUAUCCAAAUCAUCGCACCAGUCCUGAGGACCUCUGGCUUUAGGCAUCAAAUUAAUGAAACACCAAGUACCUGCUCUGAGCAAUGAGUGUCAUUUCCGCGUCGUUCACCGCACGGUCGUCGGUCACAGUUCCUCUUAUAAACACCUUCCUUACUGGAGGGUGUCGUCUACACUCAAACCUCACGCGAAAAGGACGCGUCGCUGGGAUCUGUUUCAAUUCCGUUCCCAUUUGGAACCGUCUCAGGCUUUCUCUUCCGUGUUUCGGGAACACAUAUCUUCAGCUCUAUCCAGGAACCACUUCACGGUUUCCCCCGCCUGCAAGGUCGACUGCAUCUCAAUUACAUACUUAUUCCAAAAGGUGAACACCUCGGCUUCAAAGCGGAGACAACUUGCUCCGAGACUUCGCGGAUUCGUUUGUCACAACUUGAUGUCUUUCCUUCUUCCCGUGAACAUCGAUUCCCAUCUCUAUACCGCUGACGGUAUCAGCAAAUCAACGAUGGAUUGAACAGCAUCUGUGGACGGCGACCGACACAAUCGCAUAUGUAGCGCAUGCUGCAUGGGUACUUUUAUCUUGACACUCGCCAAUAGGAAGGAACAUGUCACGAAGCAGCACCCUGGAACGAAGCCCAGACCUCAUUGGAGUAGCCACCAUUCAACUUCACAGUCGCGCAGCUGCAAUGUGC